AUGUCUGCAAAUCUAGAUCCAAUGAUAUAUCCAAUAUUUUUUCCAAGAGGUGAUGCAGGAUGGCAUGAUCAACUAGAGCACAAUCCUGACCGAGCAACACGUGUUCGAAAUCGUUAUGCUGUUGAUGCAUAUGUCAAGAUUGAAGGGCAGCGCCUUGCUUUUAUCAGAAAUAACCAAAACAAACUUAGAAGUGAACAAUACGAUACAUUACAUGAGUAUGUAAAUAAUGUUGCAAAUAACCUUAAUCUAGAAACAGCAGAGGAUAUUGAUAGUUUAAUAUCAGCUGAAAUUCCUGAUCAAACUGUUGAUCCUGAACUUUUUGAAAUUGUAAAAACAUGUAUGAUUCAUGGACCAUGUGGGAUUUUAAAUCCCAAUUCUCCUUGCAUGAAAAAUGGAGUUUGCACAAAAAAAUUUCCUAAAGAGUUUAAUCCUUGCACUUUUGCAAUUUUCAAUGGUUAUCCUAACUACAGGCGUUUAGAUAAUGGUAGAGUAGUCAUUAUAAAAGGUAACCAAGUUGAUAAUCGAUGGGUCGUACCCUAUAACCCCUGGUUAUCAAAAAAAUACCAAGCCCACAUUAAUGUUGAAGCUUGCAUGUCUAUUAAGUCAGUGAAGUAUUUAUACAAAUAUGUCUAUAAGGGGCAUGAUUGUGCGAAUGUGGUAAUUAAUGAAAGUGUUGACCAUGAUGAAAUUAACACAUAUUUAGACUGUCGCUUUGUUUCCGCCCCAGAGGCUCUUUGGCAAAUAUAUGAGUAUUCCAUAAGUGAUAUGUCACAUACUAUUAUCCGCCUUCAAAUCCACCUUCCUGAUAAUCAGAGAGUAUAUUUUAACGAAGGAGAAGAACAAGUAGCUAUAGAUCGUGCAGCACAGCGUGACACUCACCUAACUGCUUGGUUUAAGUUAAAUGCUGAAAAUAAUGAAGCACGUCAGUAUUCUUAUGUUGAAGUUCCAUACCACUUUGUUUUUGGUAAAAAUUGCAUGUGGAAAGUAAGACAAAGAGGUGCAAAGUCUUUUGAGGAUUUGCGUACUGUUCAUGGUACUGUUUUUAAUACAUUUCGUGAAGCAUGUUAUCAUUUAGGUUUAUUGCAAAUUAGGCUACUGUUUUCCAUCAUAUUAACUUUAUGUGAACCUGAUGAUCCUUUACACCUUUGGAAUACAUUUAAAAAUUAUAUGGUUGAGGAUUACAUACACCAUUCAAUGCCAGUCGUACUUGCUGAGCAGGCAGCUCUUCGUCAAAUUGAAUCUAUAAUUAAUCAGAGUGGUAAAACCUUAGCUGAUUAUAAUUUGCCAGCGUUAGAUCAGUUUUUAGAUAAUGUCCCAGAAAAUGAUGAUGAAGAUGUUCAGGUGUUUAUUGAUGAAGCAAACCGAGUUAGACCAUUAUUGAAUGAUAAUCAACGUAAUGUAGCUGAUGCGAUCCUUGUUGCACUAAAUGUGGAACCUACUAAUGAAAAUGAGCAUUCAAGGUUGUUUUUUAUGGAUGGGCCUGCGGGUUGUGGUAAAACAUUUACUUACAAUUAUUUAAUUUCUGAAACACAGAGCAGGCAUAUUAGAACUGCAACAGCUGCAUGGACAGGAAUAGCUGCAAAUCUUCUCAAAAAUGGGUGCACAAUGCAUGGCUUAUUCAAACUUCCUAUUCCAAUUUUGGAAACUAGCACAUGUAAUGUAACUCCAAACUCUAUUCAUGGUAGAUUCCUGAGACAAAUCAGUUUGUAUUUACUUGAUGAAGCAUCUAUGAUACCCAAAUAUGCUUUGAGUGCCAUUGAUAAGCUAUUACAAGAUAUUUGUAAUAACAACUUUCCUUUUGGUGGUAAGGUUAUUCUUAUGGGUGGAGACUUUAGACAUACUUCCAGUUGUGAACUUGGAAGUGGAACAUUACCUGUCAAGCCUAAAGAUCCUUUGCGAGGGUGUAUUGAAAUACCUGAGCAGUGCUUUCUCAGUGAUAAUGAAUCUAUUGUGGAGAAGAUUUUCGGUGGUGCAGAAGAAGCUGAUUAUGCAAAACGUGCUAUUUUAACGCCAACAAAUGUUGAUUCAUUGGCAAUAAAUGAAGAAGUCCUUCAUCGUUUACCCGGUGAUUCGAGUUUUUAA
Hydra vulgaris (swiftwater hydra) is the source of this 2082-nucleotide messenger RNA. The record is from RefSeq and is a predicted model, not a curated record. Lineage: Eukaryota; Metazoa; Cnidaria; Hydrozoa; Anthoathecata; Hydridae.